Messenger RNA from Ipomoea nil (Japanese morning glory), 1792 nucleotides. RefSeq names its product glucan endo-1,3-beta-glucosidase 14-like. Lineage: Eukaryota; Viridiplantae; Streptophyta; Magnoliopsida; Solanales; Convolvulaceae. The transcript has 3 exons. The record is from RefSeq and is a predicted model, not a curated record. Gene Ontology annotation, biological process: carbohydrate metabolic process. Gene Ontology annotation, molecular function: hydrolase activity, hydrolyzing O-glycosyl compounds. The coding region runs from base 123 to 1346 and encodes 407 amino acids. Gene Ontology annotation, cellular component: plasma membrane.
AUUCUCAUCAUACUUCCCUAUAAAAUCCCUCUGCCACUUCUUUCUUGUCUCCCGGCCGCCGCACUCUGCCCACCACCAUUCUCCACCAAAGAAUAACAAUCACUUUCUUCUUCUUCAUUGCCAUGAAUACUUCUCUUAGAAGAAUCACUUUUCUACAAUUUCUUCUUCUUGGGCUCUCCAUUUUCCUUUCUGGUUUUGGUUUUCUUAGAGAAGUGGAAUGCCUUGGGAUCAAUUAUGGUCAGAUCGGAAACAAUUUGCCGCCGCCGGAGAAAGCUCUGCAACUCCUGGAAGCUCUGAGGAUCACGAAGGCAAGAAUCUACGACACCAACCCGGAAAUCUUGACGGCAUUCGCGAACUCCAACGUUGAACUCUUCGUGACGGUCGAGAACGAAAUGCUGGCCAGUUUGGCCGGCGACCCGCAACAGGCCAACCAGUGGGUGAGCGCCAAUAUUAAGCCGUACUUCCCCGGCGCGAAGAUCGGCGGGAUCUCCGUCGGGAACGAGAUUAUCACCGACGACGACACGUCAUUGAUGGGCUACCUCGUACCCGCCAUGGUCAACAUCCAUGCAGCUCUGGUAAAACAAGGAUUUGACCGUUACAUUCAGGUAUCGUCCCCUCAUUCCCUGGCGGUUCUGGGGAAUUCGUUCCCGCCGUCGAGUGGGUAUUUCAAGCCGGAGAUCUCCGGGGUGAUGAAGCAAUUCCUCCAGUUCUUGGCCGCCACGGGAUCGCCGUUUUGGAUAAACGCUUACCCGUAUUUCGCUUACAAAGACUCGCCGGCGAAAAUCUCUCUGGACUACGUUCUAUUCAACCCCAACGCCGGGAUGGUGGACCCCUACACGAGGCUACGCUACGACAACAUGCUAUACGCGCAGGUGGACGCCGUGGUUUUCGCCAUUUCGCGGAUGGGGUUCACCGGCGUGGAGGUGAGGGUGUCGGAGACAGGGUGGCCGUCGAAAGGAGACGCCGACGAGGUGGGCGCCACGCUCCAGAAUGCGGCGAUUUAUAACAGGAAUUUGAUGAGGAGGCAGCUUCUUAAUGAAGGGACGCCGUUGCGGCCCAACAUGAGAUUGGAGGUUUAUCUUUUCGCGUUGUUUAAUGAAGACAUGAAGCCUGGGCCAACCUCGGAGAGGAACUAUGGUUUGUUUCAACCUGAUGGGACCAUGGCUUAUAAUGUCGGACUGUUGUCCUCCACCUCUUCUAACUCUGCUUCUUCAUCACCCUCAUCUGCUUCCGUUUCCCUGGCUUCCUCUGCUACAAAGGUAGAGCAUAUGGAAUAUCAAAGUCUGGUGUUGUGGAUGCUUGUACAUUUGUUGGCAUGGCAAGCUAUGAUUAGAAGACAACACUAAAGCAAUGGUGGUGGGGGGCUUGGAUGUAAUUUGGCACCUGCCACAUUUGGAGCAAGAAAAUGUUGAGGUGUUGCCGUGGCCAUUUGGCAUCGCAACAGUGAAGAGUUUCAUGAAGGAUCGAUCGAUCACGACCCAAAUAUGGCCUACACCAUAUUCAAGAACAACAUAUCCCAAAAGUUUGAAGGGUCAAGAUUACGACAGAUAGAAUGAAGAAUGAAGUUCAGGAUUAAAAAUGAAAGUCUAAACAUGUCACAUUACUGAUAGAUGGUGUGGAUAAUAUUACGAUGAUGAUAGAGUAAAUAUGUUUCAUUAUACGUUUUAGGAAUCUUUACUUUUAUUUCUCUUUUGCUUAUGGAAUUAGGAAAUUGAAUGUACAUGUACACUUCUCUUUUCUAUGAUGAUUAUUAUUUAAUCAAUGAAGAGGGAAUUCAUUGAGAGAACAAAAA